CUAUGCCCUCUUCCGGCCGAACUGGGAGCGCCUGCAGCGUGUCCUCCCCCACAGCUGGAUAACAGUGCGAUAAAGGCUGGAAAACACACAUGCCCGUCUCAGCAUGCUUCUCACUCACUGUACCAGCACGCGCACGCAGUAACAGAGCGUGAAGGUGGAGGAGAGCUGCAAAUACAUUUAAAGGACAAUGAACGCGGGCUGAUUUCAGAGCCUGACUGUAUGACAAAGGGAUGGCAUCAAGCCAAUAGGAUAUCAGCUGAGGCCCCCUGCUGAGCUCUCUCCUGUUGGGAACAGAGGGCUCCUGGGAAAUGAAGGCCAGCAUGAAGCAGUGGCGUCUGGCGCUGGGGCUCAUGCUCACCUGGGCGCUGCUCUUCCUUGCCCUCUUCUCCUACUUCAUGGAGUCACGUGUGGAUGAGGCCAUGGCGCUCUCGCAUGCCGAUACGCGCCGCCUCACCUCUGUGCAGGGCAACACUCGCAGUGCUAUGAUGAUCCCUCGCCAGACUUUGCCUGCCACCUCAGCAUCCACAACCUCCAGAGCUCAAAAGGAGCGGAUACCCAACAGCGAGCAGGAGGCCUACGUUUACCCUGAUGAACAUAACCUAGCAACCUGGUCUGUAAGAUCACGCUCAGGCACUGCAAUUCACACUGUUGAAAAACAGGAAAGCAACCAAACCUUUUCUCAACUGGUAGAAGAGGAGGACGAGGAAGAGGUGGUGGAAAUGAUUGAUGAGGAAGACAGGAGCAGAAGGAAUCAAAGAAAAACCAACAAUUGGUUUGAUUCCAAUCCAGAGGAGUUUUACACUAUUAAGUCAACGUCAGUGGUGCAGCGUUUGUGGCAGGGCAGGGCCUCACUGGACAUGCUCAGUCCACGCUUGCAGAAGGCUGUAAAAGACUACAUGAACGUUAAUAAACAUGGAGUGUCCUACAAGGGCCGACGGUCAGCAGGGAUGAGUAGGACACGCCUUCUGUGUGAGAUGAAGAGGAAGGCCAAAGUGAAGACACUGAAUGGGGAAGAGCGACCCUUCUCUUCACUGGGCUGGCAGAAGAUCGUACCUGCUUUGCCCCUUGAGCGCCUCUAUGGCCCAGGUUUCGGCUCCUGUGCUGUAGUCACCUCAGCUGGUGCCAUCCUCCACUCCGGACUGGGAAAGGAGAUUGAUUCCCAUGAUGCUGUUCUGAGGUUUAAUUCAGCCCCUACCAAAGGUUAUGAAAGAGACGUUGGGAAUAAGACUACCAUUCGUGUAAUCAACUCCCAGAUCCUGGCUAACUCCAGGCACCAGUUCAACAUCAGCUCACUGUACAAGAAUAUGACACUGGUGGCCUGGGACCCUGCGCCCUACACUGUCAACCUGCAUAAAUGGUAUAAGAACCCGGACUACAACCUGUUCACUCCCUACAUGAAGUACAGGAAGCAGUUUCCUGAUCAGCCUUUCUACAUUCUGCACCCCAAGUUUAUCUGGCAACUAUGGGACGUGAUUCAGGCCAACACCCUGGAGAACAUUCAGCCCAAUCCACCUUCAUCAGGGUUCAUUGGCAUCUUGCUGAUGAUGUGGUUAUGUGACGAGGUUGACGUUUACGAGUACAUUCCAUCUCUAAGACAGACUGACUUGUGCCAUUACCAUGAGCGCUACUACGAUGCUGCAUGCACACUGGGAGCCUAUCACCCUCUGCUCUAUGAGAAAGUACUCAUCCAGCGCGCCAACUCCGGAUCUCAGAGCGACCUUCGGAGGAAAGGCAAGGUCACACUCCCUGGCUUUAGGACCAUCCACUGUAACCCCUGAACUGCUCCCUGGAGGAAAGGUUGCAAUAAUUGGAAAGCAGGUUUGAGGUUCACCUGCAGGUAGUCCACAGAGAUAGACUCUGCUCUUUUGGGCAAUUUUUAGUUGCGUUCUCUGAGCCUUGUGUGAUGUAGAGGUCAUUGGGUAGCAAUAGGUUUGUGAUAGAAAAGCUGUUUUUAGGUAUCUGGUGAUUUUGCUGUAGCUAGCCAUCAUAUGACAAGACUGAUGGUGUUUGUGUGCCUGUGAUGGAAUUGAAGAAUAGUCAUUAACAGUUAAUGUCAGCAUUAUAGACACACACACACACACACACACACACACACACACACACACACACGUAAUAUUAAUUAAUGCUCUUACUAAAAAAGGAAUAAUUUUUUUAUUGCUAUAAUGAAAUAUACUCUUUUACCAGUGAUGGUACCUGACUUUGAAUAGUAUUUGGAGUGGAUAUUGCUUUCUGUUGUAUUACAGUUUUCUCAGCUGUUCACAAAUGAAAAAAUGUGGUGCAUGUCAGAGUUCUGCUUGGUCUGUGCCAUAUAUUGUCUAUAUUGUAAAUGACAUAACGUUUCUCUCUUGAAUGUUAAUUUGCCAUGAAAUGAUUGUUGAAUGACAACAUACAGGUGAAAC
Ictalurus furcatus (blue catfish) is the source of this 2399-nucleotide messenger RNA. It is a transcript of the gene st6gal2a, whose product is annotated as ST6 beta-galactosamide alpha-2,6-sialyltranferase 2a. The record is from RefSeq and is a predicted model, not a curated record. Gene Ontology annotation, molecular function: sialyltransferase activity. The transcript is spliced from 7 exons. Bases 309 to 1778 code for a protein of 489 amino acids. Lineage: Eukaryota; Metazoa; Chordata; Actinopteri; Siluriformes; Ictaluridae.